UCCUGGGUUCCAGCAUCAAGAUGGCAGGGAGAAGAUUGAAAUUUAACCCUGGCUUAAAGUUAUUGCCCAUCAAAGUAGACACGACACAGACAGAUCACGCUAAACCACCGGGCAACCUAGACAACAAAGCUACACUCAGUAUCAGCGGGAAGGGGGAGGUUGAAGUAUCAGCAGAUGAUCUCGUUGAACAGAUCAAGCUGGGCGAGGGGGCAUAUGGAGUCGUUCACAAGGUCAUGCACGCCCCGAGCGGCACACUAAUGGCCGUCAAGAAAAUACGAGCUCAGGUCAACAAACUUGAAGACACGCGCAUCUUGAUGGACAUGGACGUUGCUAUGAGAAGCUCUGAUUGUCAGUGGACAGUAGAGUUCUAUGGAGCCUUAUUCCAAGAGGGUGAUGUGUUAAUCUGCAUGGAGGUUAUGGACACGUGUCUGGAGAAGUUUUACAAGGAAGUCAAAGUCAGAAAUACCUUUAUACCGGAAAAUAUAGUCAGCCGAAUAGCAUUCUCGAUUGUCAGUGCCCUCCACUACCUCCAGACCAACUUAAAAGUCAUGCAUCGAGACGUUAAGCCCUCCAACGUUCUUGUCAACCGCAAUGGAAUGAUAAAGAUGUGCGAUUUCGGCAUCAGUGGUCGCCUCGUUGACUCGGUUGCCAAGACGAUAGAAGCCGGAAGUAAACCAUAUAUGGCGCCGGAGAGAAUCGAUCCUGAUAUUACUGGUAAUGCUAAAGGAUAUGAUGUCAAGUCAGAUGUAUGGAGUUUAGGAAUAACAAUGUUUGAGCUAGCAACAAAUGAGUUUCCAUAUGAGAAGUGGGGGACGCCGUUUGCUCAACUGAGACAAGUGGUGAAGGAACCCUCACCGAAGCUACCUGGAGGGAGGUUCUCAGCACAACUAGAGGACUUUGUGGAUCAGUGCCUAAAAAAGAAAUACACAGAAAGACCAACAUAUACAAGACUAAUGAGACAUCCGCUUAUCAAGAAUCACGAAACUGUCACCGACAAGGAUGUAGCUGAGUACGUCACAAGUAUCCUAGAUUCACCAAAAUAAUGAUAAGUUGUUUACUGUUUUUUCAAUUGUUAACAACUCUAGUUGAAAAUACUUGUUUUUCCCCAAAACUGUAUAUCCUUAAACAAAUCAAAACCCAAGUUUCUCAAACCAGAGUUUGUAAAACGCUUAACUCUAGUUCGUAUUUGAAUAUUUCACGGGGCAUUAAGACAAAGACCAGAGCUGCAACUGUUUUUGUUGUGUUGAAUUUGUACAAAGCCUGUAGAUGUUCAAAUUGAACACCAUUUUCAAGCAAAUGUUUAGUUGUACUAAACUUGUAUGAUUCGAUGUGUACACAGGGCAUUCAUUGUACAUAGCGUUGUAAGUAAGGAGGAAAAUAAUAAAUGUGCAGCCUGAUACUUAAUGGAAGGAAUGGAGCUUAUUGCCUCCAUGCCCCCUGGGGGAUUGCCUCGGUGCCCUUUGAAAUAUUCCAGUAGAAAUUAAGCUCCUCUUGUGGAGGAUCCGUGCAAUAAGAACAAAAAUUCCCUUGCCCUCACAGAAACAAAGUACAUGUAUUAGGCCUACUGUGUCCGGGCAUAGGUUGGGCACCAGAGGGGCAAAGGAUGGGCAAUAAGAGCAAGCAGACCGUGCCCUGUCUUUAUCUGUA
Messenger RNA from Asterias rubens (European starfish), 1647 nucleotides. RefSeq names its product dual specificity mitogen-activated protein kinase kinase 6-like. Gene Ontology annotation, molecular function: MAP kinase kinase activity; ATP binding. The transcript is spliced from 10 exons. Lineage: Eukaryota; Metazoa; Echinodermata; Asteroidea; Forcipulatida; Asteriidae. Gene Ontology annotation, biological process: MAPK cascade; protein phosphorylation. The record is from RefSeq and is a predicted model, not a curated record. The coding region runs from base 21 to 1043 and encodes 340 amino acids.